Messenger RNA from Mya arenaria, 1284 nucleotides. RefSeq lists its product as uncharacterized. The record is from RefSeq and is a predicted model, not a curated record. The coding region runs from base 1 to 1284 and encodes 427 amino acids. Gene Ontology annotation, molecular function: N,N-dimethylaniline monooxygenase activity; flavin adenine dinucleotide binding; NADP binding. NCBI's taxonomy places the organism in Eukaryota, Metazoa, Mollusca, Bivalvia, Myida, Myidae. The transcript is spliced from 4 exons.
AUGUCACAAUCGAUGCGUGUUUGUGUGAUUGGGGCCGGCCCUGCCGGCAUGUCGACACUUUACCACUUUGCGAAACUUCCAAAAAUGCAGGAAGUUGUCUGUUACGAGAAGCAGGACACGUGGGGAGGGCUAUGGAACUUCACUUGGCGAACAGGUGUUGAUCAAUACGGAGAGCCGUGUCACAGUGGAAUGUACAAACGUUUACUGACAAACGGGCCAAAGGAAUGCUUGGAGUUUACUGAUUACACAUUCAAUGAGCAUUUUGGAAAAGACAUUGGGACUUCUUUUCCACGAAGGGAGGUGGUGCUUGACUUUAUGGCAGGCCGCUGGACGAACAAGGCUGGUCGCGAUCUUAAACGGCUUAUCAAAUUUAGCACAGUUGUUCGCAGUGUUGUCUACACAGAGAAAACGGAAUCAUUUACGGUUAUCGUCAACGAUUUGAAAACGGGUACCAUCAGCUCGGAACAGUUCACCCAUGUCGUGAUAGCGGGUGGCAUAUUCAACCAGCCAAAUGCUCCUGCAUUUCCGGGCAUAGAAUGCUUCGAUGGUCGGGUGGUACAUUCCCAUGACUUUAAGGAUGGACUCGAGUUCAAAAACCAGGAUGUUUUGCUCAUUGGGAGCAGUUUUUCUGCGGAGGAUAUUGCUCUGCACAUAAUGUCAAGUGGCGGGAAGAGCGUCAUUGUAUCGUGGCAAACAAAUGCUCCAAAUCAUAACUGGCCGAACGGGAUAACAGAAAAAUGCAGCGUGAGAAACUUUAAAGGGCAAACUGUUCAGUUUACGGAUGGUUCAUCUGCUGCUGUUGACUCCAUUAUUCUUUGUACGGGCUACAAAGCUCUUUUUCCAUUUCUGGAGGGUCGUUUACGCAUUGAAGAAAAAACGUCUUUUUAUCAGAGCCAGCUGUACAAAGGAAGCCUUUUUAUACCAUUAGCUCAAAGCAAAUUGUUCUUUAUUGGUGCCCAAGAACAGUUGUUCACCGUUACGUUGAUCGACUGCAUAGCAGCAUGGACAGCAAGGUUUAUCAUGGGGUUAUUACCUAAUGAACCAAAGACAACCAAAGAAAUGCAGAAUUACGGCGACUAUUGGCAUGGCAGAGCUAAACAGUUGAAAAGCAUUCCAGAAAUUGCUGCGUUCCAAGCCUCGCUAAUUGAAAACCUUGCUGGAGAUACAAAGUAUGGGAUGGAAUACGUUCAAGCUGUCUCAUUGUUUGUUGAAUGGGACAAGGAUCGCAAAGCCGCAAUUGCUCAUUUCAGAGAACACAAAUUUGCUUCGUUUUUAAGCAAAUAA